CACUACUAGCACUUUUUUAUUACUUUUAUAUAUAUAUAUUAUAAAAUUAUAUACGAUAUGUACAUGUACAUGCAUGCAUUUCCUACUUGUAGCGUUUUUAUCUAAUUUAUAUAUAAAUUAUAAAUCCCUUAAAAAAUAUUCACUCUUCUCUCACUGUAUGGUCACCCCUUGCACGUUCCUUUGCCCCCUCUUCUUGUCAAUAUAUCACUCAUCUUCCCUCUCCGUCUUUUCUCUAUAGCUCUUUUUUUUAAGGGAAAGAGGGCUGAGAGAGGGAGAGAAAAGAUGGAUAUGUAUGGGUUUUCAACUCCAGAACUGUUUCGUAUUGAUGAUCUUUUGGAUUUGUCCAACGAAGAGCUUUUUUCAUCUGCUUCCACUUCCACCAACAACGAUCAUUUUCCUCCUUCUGAAACCCCUCCUUUCAGCUACGCUUCCGCUUCCUCCUCCUCCUCCGCCGCCGCCGUUGCCUUUCAUCCCUCUUUCUCAACUGACUUCACCCACGACAUUUGCCUUCCCAGUGAUGACGUGGCUGAGCUGGAGUGGUUGUCGCAGUUCGUAGAGGGUUCCUUCACCGACUUCCCAUCGAACUCGCUCGCCGGAACCCUUAACCCUAAAAAUGAUCACUCGUCUUUUUCAAGCAAAUCUCGGAGCAAGCGUUCGAGAGCUCCGACAACACUGAACGCGACAAACUGGACGGCGAUGUCGGAAGCAGCAGCUACAUUAAAUGGAAAGUCGAAGACGAAAAAGGAAGUCCAACGUCAAGCAUCGCCAGCGGCGGAAGGAGGGGUAAGGCGAUGCACGCACUGCGCAUCGGAGAAGACUCCGCAGUGGCGGACGGGACCAUUAGGACCCAAGACAUUGUGCAACGCUUGUGGGGUUAGGUAUAAGUCGGGUCGGCUUGUGCCGGAGUACCGACCCGCAGCAAGUCCGACAUUUAUGCUGACUCAGCACUCGAACUCGCACCGGAAGGUGUUGGAACUGCGGAGGCAGAAGGAGCUGUCGAGACAGCAGCAGCAGCAACAACUACAACAGCAAGAGCAAGUGCAUCGUCAGCACCAGCAGCACCUUCAACAGCAUGACUUUGAGGUGUGCUGACGUGUUAAAAAAUAACUGUUGUUACUGUAAUCAUGUUCAAUGGGA
This is a messenger RNA of Durio zibethinus, 1137 nucleotides long. It is a transcript of the gene GATA4, whose product is annotated as GATA transcription factor 4. The record is from RefSeq and is a predicted model, not a curated record. Gene Ontology annotation, molecular function: zinc ion binding; sequence-specific DNA binding. Gene Ontology annotation, biological process: positive regulation of DNA-templated transcription; cell differentiation. Gene Ontology annotation, cellular component: nucleus. NCBI's taxonomy places the organism in Eukaryota, Viridiplantae, Streptophyta, Magnoliopsida, Malvales, Malvaceae.